Molecule: messenger RNA, 1002 nt
Organism: Coffea arabica (coffee)
Lineage: Eukaryota; Viridiplantae; Streptophyta; Magnoliopsida; Gentianales; Rubiaceae
Source: RefSeq, a predicted model, not a curated record
CCUAGCCCCCUCUCAUCUCUUCCUCCUCAGUUCUCCCAUAACUAGUUGCUCACUUGCUCCUCGUCGGCCUCCCCCUCGAGCCGCUUUUUCCCUCCUCUCCCCUCCUCCUAACAUUCUAUUUUUCCGCCUCCAUUCUCUCUGAUGCCAGGUUUUCCGCAAAUUAUCUCGUCUUCAGCCCCUUUGUUGCCACUGCAAGUGCAGUCACGAGCACCCGAUGGCCGACAAUACUUUCGUGGCACCCCUAAACUCGCUGGUCACCGUCGCCUUCUUUGCGGCUUACAGCUCUCUCCUCCUCUGCCCCGGAAUCCCGCCUCUGGUAUGAUGAUCAGGCUCCCUUCUCAGCCUUCUGCCCGACUUAAUCCUUCUGCCAUUACAGCAUUUGAUAAGCGUUCUCCUUUGUUGAGGGCUCUAUCGGACUCUGCCUCAGACUUUGGCUAUGGUCUUUCGGUGGGCAAGGAGAAAGCCAAGCUACAACAUGAUUAUGAAAUAGCAAAUAUCAAAGUUUCUGAGCUUUCAUAUCAAUCUUUUGCCUAUGGCGUGAAGCAUUAUUCCAUACAUGUGCUAGUUGUUGUGUUUGGGAUUAGAGUGGUAGCGAAGCUGAUCGAGUUGUUUAGAGAAUCUGGACUUGAACUUCUUACAUCAUUUUGGUUCUUGAUCACUACGAUGUUUUUCACCACUGCAAUGAUUUGGUUCUUGGUCGAUGCUUUGAUCGUGUCAAGCUUUCCACGGUACAGAUUGGAAGAAGCAAUUCAAGACCUUAAACUUGCUAAAUUUAAAUUGGAUCAGCAUAAUGCGGAGCAAUUGGUAAAAGCUUCUUAGAAGAUGUCCAAAUGACGGAAUGCUUUAAAGAAGCAAAGCCAUUUGAGGGGGAAGAUGGAACUUGAAUAGUAUUACAAGAAUUUUAUUUUAUUUUUUUUUAGUUUUUGAGUUUGGUUAUAUUUGUUUUGAAGAUGGUAAAGGACAUGGCUUGCUAACUAUGAAAAAAAAAAACUGUGUCUCUUA